AUGUCCCGUAAAGGAAGAGGUUAUCGAGAUUCACAAUCAAACGUCCCGGGUUAUAAUACUCGAAACACAAGAGGAUCCGUAGCUUCCUCAGAAUAUUCACAACCAAGUCCUACGGAUACAGCAGGACAUUAUAGAACAGGUAGUCAAACAGAUCAGUAUGGUAAUUAUCGUAGAGAUACUGCAGGCACUCCAGCACGAGGUUCAUUUGAUGUCUAUAGUGAUUUUAAUAACCGUGCACCCGAUGAUUUUGAUGAACGUGCACGAAUGAAUUUACCAGUGAAAGAAGAAGAAGAUACCUUGAAUAAUGCAUCAGAUACUCUGGAUUCGGCAGGAGGAACAGGCGGAAUCCUAAGAUCCAAUUCCAAUCAAAUCAAUCCCGAAUCUCUCACUAAACCGAAACAGCGAAAGCGUUGUUGCUGUUGUUCUAGACGAAUUUGUGUCUUUAUCGUCUUUUUUAUUCUCGUGGCUUUGGGAAUUACAUUAUUUUUUGUGUGGCCACGUAUUCCUGAACUUCAAAUUUUAGGUGCAAAAGCUGAUGGAACGCCAAACAUUAGUGUUGAUCCUCCAUAUAUCAAGAUGAAUUUCAGUAUUACUAUUGAAAUAAAAAAUCCAGAAAACUGGGUUCCGAUAAAAUUUAAUAAGAUUGAGGCGCAGGUUUAUGAUUUAAAUACCAUUGCUAGCUAUGAUCGUCCAAUAGCAACUGGUAUGAUUACAAAGUAUUCAUUACCACCACGUCAAACAUCAACUCUCGACUUUCCCAUCGAGGUAGAUUACGUUGGUAAAGAUGUAAAUGAUGCAACUAUACAGGACUUCCUAUCGGCAUGUUUGCCAUCACUAACAGGCGGCAAAGCCACAACCUUGAACAUUCGUGUUGAUGUUAAAUUGCAUCCGUGGGCGAUUAGUUGGAUAAUUAAACCAGAAAUCACCAAGCAAAUUUCUGAUCUAGUAGACUAG
This is a messenger RNA of Ambispora gerdemannii, 954 nucleotides long. The record is from the annotation of a GenBank genome assembly. Lineage: Eukaryota; Fungi; Glomeromycota; Glomeromycetes; Archaeosporales; Ambisporaceae.